AUCAUGCGCAGGGUUGGUGUUGGUGCUAUCAAAGACAGAUACGGCUUCCAAGAUAGAUUUAGGGUUAAGGGUGAAGAGUUAGUUCAAGUCCAAUUAGCUAACCUUACUCGUCAAUUUGAUAUCGUCAAAUCUGCUCUCGAAGGGUUUGCAGCCAAACACCGGACAAAAAUACAGAACAAUGCUGGGUUUAGACGUCAAUUUCAGGAGCUAUGUGCAACAAUAGGAGUAGAUCCAUUAGCGUAUAGUCGAGGAUUGUGGUCAGAAAUUUUAGGCUUGGGAGAAUUUUAUUAUCAUUUGGCAGUCAGGAUAAUUGAGGCAAGUAAUAGAAGUUAUAUGGUCUGUAUGGCCAUGGAAAAACGAACGGGUGGAAUUAUACCAUUAGAAGAUUUGGUCUCCAGACUAAACAAACAGAAAAGCUCUCACUCUUCGGAAGUUUCACAAGAUGAUGUCACCAGCGCUAUUAAAAAGAUAGGCUGUUUCGGCAAUGGAUUUACGCUCCUAAAGCUUGAAUGUGGACAAAUAUUAGUUCAAUCAGUCCCUGGGGAAAUAACUAUGGACCAGACGAUGCUUUUAAACCUUGCCGGGGCAUCGCAAGGUCGUCUCGCUCCCUCAGAAUGCAUUAAAAAGUGC
Molecule: messenger RNA, 630 nt
Organism: Protopolystoma xenopodis
Lineage: Eukaryota; Metazoa; Platyhelminthes; Monogenea; Polystomatidea; Polystomatidae
Source: the annotation of a GenBank genome assembly